AUGUCUGACGGCAACUCUUCCACUCUCCAGUCCUACGUGGACCAGGCCACCGGUAUGGCCCAGCGUGCCAUGGGCGCCGUGACGGGCGACUCUUCCACCCAGAACCAGGCCGAUGCGAACAUCCAGAAAGCCCAAGACGAGCACGCUGCCUCGCACACAGCUGCCAAACUGGGUCCCUUCACCGCAGACCCCAACACCGGCGCAACCGCCAAAGACGAUCCCAGCCGCAGCUCUGCCUCAUGGGAUCAGACCGUCGGCUCGACCAAGGAGGCCGUGGGAAACAUGAUCGGAAACGAGAACCUGCGCCGUGCGGGCGUUGAGCAGAAUGCUGCGGGCAAGGAGGCUGAGGCAAAGGGUCAGCUUAAGGAUUGGGGCCAGGGUAUCGCGGACCGCGCGCAGGGCACCGUUGGUGGCAUCCAGGCUGCCGUUGUGGGCGACCGCGAGGAAGAACAGAAGUGGCGCGAUAUGCAUGACGAAGGGAAAGUGAGACAGCGCGGUGCGGAGGCUGAUAUGGCGAAGAAGGGCGGCCAGUAG
Molecule: messenger RNA, 534 nt
Organism: Penicillium lagena
Lineage: Eukaryota; Fungi; Ascomycota; Eurotiomycetes; Eurotiales; Aspergillaceae
Exons: 2
Coding region: 1-534 (177 amino acids)
Source: RefSeq, a predicted model, not a curated record